This is a messenger RNA of Talaromyces atroroseus, 894 nucleotides long. RefSeq lists its product as hypothetical. The transcript has a single exon. The record is from RefSeq and is a predicted model, not a curated record. Lineage: Eukaryota; Fungi; Ascomycota; Eurotiomycetes; Eurotiales; Trichocomaceae. Gene Ontology annotation, biological process: mitochondrial translational initiation; translation. Gene Ontology annotation, molecular function: structural constituent of ribosome. Gene Ontology annotation, cellular component: ribosome; mitochondrial small ribosomal subunit. The coding region runs from base 1 to 894 and encodes 297 amino acids.
AUGGCGGUGCAAACUUCUCUCGCGCGAUGUUUCCGCGCAACCCCGUCGUCAACGCUGCUUCGCCCGAUGUCGAUGUCGAUGUCAAUGUCUCAAUCCUCCACAUCUUCCUCUCACUUAGCUGUUUGCGGACAAUUAUACCAGAUGUGCCAACGAUCCGGCUUCGCUUCAGACGAUUCGCCUAACUCGACGAAAGCGAAGGAAUCGACGACGCCGGACUCAUCAUCAACCUCACAUUCAAUACUGGAAAAAUUGAACCUUGGAUCCAGCACAACAAUUCCGACCCAGCCGACUACCGGUGACAGUGGUAGUGGCGCUGCUGACUCGACCGCCGACCAAGCAGCGAAGCUCGAAGAGCGCAUGCAAGACAUCAGAAGCAAGAUGCAAGAAUUGACAACGCCAAACAAAGUUUCUCUCCCCGGUCGAUCAUUCUUUGGCCUGCGAGGCAGCAAACCAAGUGCAGAGGCCGAGGCGGAAAGGACGCUAGAAGGCCUAGCGAAAAGAGGAUCACAAUCACAAGAGCAACAGCAACAGCAGCGACCCGAACUAUUGAAAAGGGCACAGAGUUCGUUUUCAUCUUCUCCUUCAAUCAGAGACGUGGACGAAAUCAGUCCUCCGCCAAGAUUAAAACCGAUAGCCAUGAAACUCGGCACAAAAUUGGGUCGUCAGGUCCUGGUCCAGAAUGAAAAAGGCGUUGAUUGCGCUAGUGCACUCCGCACAUUGCAGCUUAGUUGCAAUUCGAAUGGCAUUCGGCGACAGGCUAAUCUACAGAAGUUCCAUGUCAGACGCGGUCAGAGACGUAAGGAUCUCAGGAGUCAGCGGUGGAGGAAGCUGUUCAAGUUUUCCUUUGAGGAGACGGUGAAGAAGAUUCAGCGGAUGCGGGAUCAGGGAUGGUGA